UUCCUGUCAAGACAAGUGCUUGACAAUCGUGGCUGAUUGAUUGGCUACGAUGGGAGAAGGAAACACUGGAGACAUAAACGUGCAGCUUGGAACUUACUCGGCAUUCUCAAACAUCGUUGGUUACCGAAGAAAUAGGUUCAUACCUGAAGACCAGUUCUGGGGGGAGUCGAAUCGCCUACUCUGCUUUUGACGUUUACGAAUCACAGUGUGAUCUUGUUUGCAACGGGACGAAGGUGUUGAAAAAAUCGUCGUGCUGAGAAAGCGGGUGUGACGCGGUGGAUCUGGCGGGCCAGAGCCUAUUUUUUCUUAAGUGGAGUUGCGAGGAAUGGGCUGCUGCCGCAACCGCAGGCAGGAGUCAGGAGCUGCAGGAAGGAAAGAGUCCCGAGUUGCCUCAGUGCGGUGUCGAAUGCCCAUCUGCUCAUGUGCUUUUGGGAAUUCUGUCGUAUUGGUGUACUUAUUCUCUUCGUCACAAGACCGAGUCCAAAGGCAUCGACUUCUCACUUAUGGACGGGUUUGUGGAUCAUAAAUACCUCUGGCGCUUCCAUUUGCCAAGUCCUCGGAGCCCAAAGACCUGGAGCUCCUGGAUUCCUCCUUUUUCUUAUGGGGGCCAAGUGGCUCUAUACCUUCUCCUAGGACAGGAGAUUUAUACAGAUAAAAUCUUGUCAGAUCUGUGCGCAGGGCGUUACAGCGAUCAGAGAAAGACAGAAAAAAAAUUGCUUGUCGACAUUGUCGACAAUAGGCGGAAGCGGAUUUGGAAAUUUCGAAAUCGCACAUUCGGAUCAAAAGUCUGUCUCUAGAAUAUUCAGAGAAAAUUUUGGGUGAUAGAAAUCGGGUGACCACACUGUUUCAAAAAAUGAUCUUGCAUCCCAUUCUUGGUUUGGCCUUUUUUCUCUUGAUUCUGUCCGUGACAGUGCAAGGGGCAGUGAUUGAAUUCAAUUGGACUGUAAAUUAUCUCCGAUGGGCUCCAGAUUGUGUAGAUAAACUGGUAAUUGCAAUAAAUGAAGGUUUCCCUGGGCCAACUAUCAAUGUAACGGAAGGGGAUACGAUCAAAGUGAACGUUCUGAACAAAUUGCCCACAGAGGGUAUUGUCAUUCAUUGGCAUGGAAUGCAUCAGAAAGGAACGCCGUGGGCCGAUGGUACAGCCUUCGUGUCUCAGUGUCCGAUAGGGCCGGGCGAAGAAUUCUUGUACGAAUUCGUCGCUGCUCGGGUUGGAACAUACUUUUAUCAUGGUCAUCAUGGUAUGCAACGGGCAGCAGGAUUCUAUGGUGCACUAAAUGUACAUCCAAGGAAUCGGACGGUGGAACCUUUCAAAUACGACAAGGAGUAUACAAUUUUGCUCAACGACUGGUGGCAUAAAUCUGUCCACGAACAGGAAUAUAACCUCCUGGCCGACAGUUUCAAAUGGGUCGGAGAACCCCAGUCACUGCUCAUCGGAGGUCGAGGGGCGUACAACUGCUCGAAGGUGCCAAACUUUCCAGGUGCGAGCAGUGAUACCGGAGACUUCGUCAAAUGUAACAGCUCCAGCCCUCAGUGCGUUCCUUUCAGCAUUACGGUUGAUCCCGGUAAAACAUACAGACUGCGAAUCUCCAGUGUCGCAUCGUUGGCGGCGUUGAAUUUUAUUCUAGAGGGUCAUGUUAUGACAGUAGUGGAGGUAGAUGGACAUUAUGUGAAGCCAGUGGUGGUGGACAAUCUGGACGUGUACUCGGGAGAGAGCUUCUCGGUGUUGUUCACAGCAGAUCAGGAUCCUUCGAGGAACUACUGGGCCGGAGUAAACGUCCGCGCCAGGCUUCCGUCAACACCUACGGGAGUGGCUGUAUUGAGCUACAAUCCCAACGACCCUGGCAUGUUGCCCACCACGCCGCGACCUGUCAGUCCAGCCUGGAACGACUUUGCUCUGAGCAUGAGCAAGGCGAAACAGUACGUCGCUCAUCCUGAUUUCAAGGAGCCCCUGCCACAAAAGGCCACGGACAGACACUUGUUCCUACUCAACCUCCAGAACACGUGGAAAAAUGGCAGAAGGUGGUCCGCCAACAACAUCUCGUUCGUUCCGACAUCCACUCCGAUUCUGGCCGCCUACAAAUACAACUUGAUGGGCGAAGCGCCUGCCUCUCCUCCUGAUUCCUACCCGACCGACUACAACAUCAGCGCCCCACCUCCCUUUCCGGAAGCUAAUGAAGGACAUGCCGCGUACGAGUUCAAUCUGGGCGACGUCGUUGAUGUGAUAAUUCAGAACGCGAAUUCACUGACGGCGAGUAACAGCGAGAUCCACCCUUGGCAUUUGCACGGACAUGAUUUUUGGCUGCUGGGUUACGGAAAUGGGAAAUUCAAUGUGUCCACUGAUUACGCGACAAUGGACACUUCACAAGCUCCCCGACGCAACACUGUCCCAGUUUUCCCGUGGGGUUGGACUGUGAUCCGAUUCGUAGCCGAUAACCCCGGCCUUUGGCCGUUCCAUUGUCACAUCGAGCCGCAUCUCCACAUGGGCAUGGGUGUCAUUUUUGGUGAGGGUCUGAACCAGUUGCCAGAUAUGCCGAAGAGAACUUUGGGCUGUGGCCUUACUAAAGAUAACUCGAACAUUGGAAUCUAGUUUAAACCCAAUUUUCCCUUUCAUAGUGUAACAUAGCGUCAGUUAUCUUAGUGUAAUAUUAUAUUGAGCAAAUCCGAUGGUGGUCCGGGCAGUUACAACGACACUGAGCAUUGAUUGGUGGAAUUUUCUGUCAGGAAUUUAGACGAAGCGUGCAGUUCGAUAUAGAUAUACAUUCAUUUCGUUUCUGCUCAGAAUGCUUGUUGCAGUGAAGUUACCGGCGAAAUGUAGAAACAACGCAUCGAGUUUCGUUAUCUCAUGAUUGACACGAAGAAUCUACGUAGUGCAAUGAGGGUUUUCGAAUGUGUUUGCCCACAAAAUCCUGGA
Molecule: messenger RNA, 2911 nt
Organism: Marchantia polymorpha subsp. ruderalis
Lineage: Eukaryota; Viridiplantae; Streptophyta; Marchantiopsida; Marchantiales; Marchantiaceae
Source: the annotation of a GenBank genome assembly